AUGGGACUGCUAUCACCACCAGACUCCCCAUUUGCACCUCCCUCAUUCCUGUACCAACUCAUCUUCCACCCACUAACGACAUGCUUCACCUUUUUCCACCACCUCUUCGUCUACCUGCGGGGCCCGUCAUACGUCCGGCCCAAGAACAGAAUUCCCAUACGAGUCGUCUGCAUAUCCGACACCCACUCCAAGAUUCCUCCCAAAGCCCUCCCGAAAGGCGACCUCCUCAUCCACUGCGGCGACCUCACCGAUAAAGGCACCCUCUCAUCAAUACAACAAUCAAUAGACUGGCUCAAGACCCUGCAGAAACCAUGGUACGGCUCCUCAGAUGGCUUCCGGUAUAUUAUCGUAGUAGCCGGCAAUCACGACAGCUACUUCGACGAGCGCAGCCGCAGUGCCCACGACAAAAGAAACGGAGGACGCAAACUCGACUGGGGCAAGAUCAUAUACCUACAACACUCAGCGGUGACCCUCCCAUUCCCCGACGACCGACGCCUGAAAGUCUACGGCGCCCCUCACAUCCCCAAGUGCGGCGGUAAAGAAUUCGCAUUCCAGUAUAACAGAGGCCAAGACGCCUGGACGGACACCGUACCGGACGACGUCGAUGUGCUAGUCACGCAUAACCCGCCCAAAUGGCACCUCGAUCUUCCCGAAAGCGGCGGCCUGGGCGACGAGUUCGAACUACAGGAGGUCUGGCGCGUGAAGCCCACCUUACAUGCUUUCGGCCACGUUCACUCCGGUCACGGUAAAGAGGCAGUGUGGUGGGACGACAGCCAGAAAUUCUUUGAAGAAUUCCUCCAAACCGCAUACAAAAAGCCUGCUGCCACUCCGGCUAGUCACCGUAUACCGUUGACCGAGCUGGUCGACAUUCCGCUCUGGACGCUAGGGAUCCAAGCCCUUGUCGCGGACAUAAGAGCACUGCUUUGGACGAGGCUAUGGGGCGGCGCCAGGCAGGGGGGCUAUAUGAUCAACGCAGCGCUGACCUACCAGACCACAGAGAGGCUGUACAACAAGCCCCAAACGGUCAUCUUAUAA
Molecule: messenger RNA, 1035 nt
Organism: Exophiala viscosa
Lineage: Eukaryota; Fungi; Ascomycota; Eurotiomycetes; Chaetothyriales; Herpotrichiellaceae
Product: phosphoesterase
Exons: 1
Coding region: 1-1035 (344 amino acids)
Molecular function (GO): hydrolase activity
Source: RefSeq, a predicted model, not a curated record